AUGCCUGCAGACAAUCUCGAAACAAUUGACGGUGUCCUCGCCUACGUUGCAGAGACGCAGUUCACUAGUGACCAUGUCGCGCCUUUGACGGGAGGCUCUGGCAACUACGCAUAUAGGCUCCACUUGCGCACCCCGUACCGAGAAUACCCAACAGUUGUCCUCAAGCAUGCAAAGCCGUACGUUGCGGCACUCCUGACGCUUGCAUUCUCGCUCGACCGUCAGAGAUACGAGGUUGAGGCGUUGAGGAAGAUGAAGAGUAUUUUACCCACUGACUCGCUCGUGACGGUCCCGGAGGUGUUCCUCUUCGACGACACCGCCAACGUGAUCGUCAUGAGCGACUGUGGAGAAGGGUCGCUCACGCUCAAGCAGUUGCUGCUGGAGGAUCCGCCACCUGCGCAGAUUGCCGCGCAAAUUGGGCGUGCUCUGGGAGAGUUCCUUGGACGCCUGCAUGGGCGAGGCAGCGAAGACGAGGCGUUCAGUUCAUUCUUUUCCAAAAACGAAGAAGGCAAGAAACUUUCCGCUUUCGCUACAUACGGCCGGCUCAUGGCCACGCUGACGGAUGGCACGCUGCCGACGCUGUCCGACCCGCCCCUGGAAAUCCAACAGGAACGGCUGGACGUGGUGGCCAGAGUCGCAGCGGAAACACAGGAUGCAAUGCUCACGACGAGGGAUACGGUCGCGAUGGGCGAUUUCUGGCCCGGGAACGUCCUCGUCGUCCCCCGGCGAGACGAUCAAGGACGCGUCGAAGGCGUGGAACGCCUCUUCGUGAUCGACUGGGAGUUGGCAAAGACGGGAUUGGCUGGGUUGGACGUCGGACAGUUCGCAGCCGAGUUGUACCUCGUCUCGACGUUCGUGCCGGCUGGCGAGGAUGCCGCGAACAGCGUGCUGACGUCGUUUCUGCGGGCAUAUCGGGAGACACGUGGGGGAAGUAUGAUGGGUGAUGUUGCGAGGAGGGCGGUCGUGCAUGUUGGUGCACAUCUGGUGACGUGGACGCCGAGGAUCCCAUGGGGCUCGAAAGAGAAGGUGCGGGAGGUCGUGCAUAGAGGCGUGGAUUACCUGGUACAAGGGAGCAAUGAUGGUGCAGGCAGUUUUGGCAAGACGUCUGUCAUUGCUGAACUCUUCUAUCGGUGACAUUAUGAUAGUAUGCACUAUACAACAGAUGGGGUAUAUGAGUAUGUCCUCUACCGGAAAUUAGAAGUGUGUUUCGGGAUU
Laetiporus sulphureus 93-53 is the source of this 1212-nucleotide messenger RNA. RefSeq lists its product as uncharacterized. The transcript has 2 exons. NCBI's taxonomy places the organism in Eukaryota, Fungi, Basidiomycota, Agaricomycetes, Polyporales, Laetiporaceae. The record is from RefSeq and is a predicted model, not a curated record. The coding region runs from base 1 to 1131 and encodes 376 amino acids.